AUGUCUAUCACAAGAGAACACAGCCUGCCAGAGAGGCGCAACCCGUACAUGGUUGAGGAUGUUCCAGAUUAUGCCGAUCUUGUGAACUGCCGGGCUUUGGGCCAAACCAAACUGAAUCAACGAGUCGCAAUCCCCAAGGAUGCCGAAUCCAAUGGUCUUCGUGUCUUUGACUAUGCACAUCUCCGCGCACCUCUUCCGAAGGGCGUGGUCUCGGGCAUUUUCAGCAAAGGAACUCCGAAUGCCUACUUUCUGAUGCGACGAAGUUCGGAUGGCUACGUCUCAGCCACUGGCAUGUUCAAGGCUACUUUCCCAUAUGCUGCUGCUGAGGAUGAGGAGGCCGAACGGAACUAUAUCAAGUCUCUCCCGGCUACCAGCAAGGAAGAGACGGCCGGUAACGUUUGGAUCUCUCCAGACCAGGCAAUUGCGCUUGCCGAGGAAUACAACAUCGCCACUUGGAUCCGCGCUCUACUUGAUCCCACCGACAUCCCUCUUCAUGGGCCUCAAUCUGCCAGGGCUGCAGCUGCGUCAUCAAAGGUGAUUUCGGCGCCACCCAAGUAUUUCCAUGGCGUUGCGCCUCCGACGCCGAGCUCGAUACGGACCAGCUCCCGUACGCGGCGAUCGGCAAGCCCUACCAAAUCGAGCCGCGCGACUGCAAGCCCUCGUAAGCGCUCGGCGAAAGCUCUUUCGUCUCAGCAGAGUGCAUCAUCGGAAACCAGCAGUGCGAAGCCGUCAGCAUCACCGACUUUGGCCACUUCUCAGCUUGGUGCUGCUCCGGCAUUGCCCGUGCCUGCGCUUGAGCCGGUGUCGGAAGAUGUCGUUAUUGAGUCACUCGAAAAGGAGCCUGUGCCAGCCCCUAUGGAAGAAGAUGAGCCCAAGGUCAAAAUCACUGUGGACCAAGACGUAAAGGUUGAUGAGAACGGCGUUGAAACGACCCAUACCAACAUGGAAGUCGAAUUACCUUUGUUCGGAGAGCCACCAUCCGCUGAGGAGACUGCACGCAUGGUUGCCGAAGCAAAGGAAAUGGUCUUGGCUGCUAAAGAAACGGUCUCGGGAUCCGCCUCUGUACCCGGCUCCCCCUCGGUGGCCAGGCAGCCUGAAACUCCGGUGAAGACCAGCAAGAGGAAAGCUGAGGGCAUCUCUGUUGACGAGCAGGAGGAAGCGGAGAAAGACAAGGAAGACGGGAUCGUUGAGAAUGGGCCAAGGGCUAAAAAGGUGAAGACGGAGGCGGAGCAGAAGCGGGACCGCGUGCGCAAGCGUGCGCUGUUUGGAAUCAGUGCCACUCUGGCUGUUGGUGCUGCGAGUGCAUUGGUACCGUACGUCAUGGGAAUGCUGUAA
Pyricularia pennisetigena is the source of this 1335-nucleotide messenger RNA. RefSeq lists its product as uncharacterized. Gene Ontology annotation, cellular component: nuclear membrane complex Bqt3-Bqt4. The coding region runs from base 1 to 1335 and encodes 444 amino acids. The record is from RefSeq and is a predicted model, not a curated record. Gene Ontology annotation, biological process: meiotic attachment of telomere to nuclear envelope; mitotic telomere tethering at nuclear periphery. Gene Ontology annotation, molecular function: DNA binding. The transcript has 3 exons. Lineage: Eukaryota; Fungi; Ascomycota; Sordariomycetes; Magnaporthales; Pyriculariaceae.